This is a messenger RNA of Helianthus annuus (common sunflower), 665 nucleotides long. RefSeq lists its product as uncharacterized. The coding region runs from base 57 to 530 and encodes 157 amino acids. The transcript is spliced from 2 exons. NCBI's taxonomy places the organism in Eukaryota, Viridiplantae, Streptophyta, Magnoliopsida, Asterales, Asteraceae. The record is from RefSeq and is a predicted model, not a curated record.
CUCUUUAUAUAAACAAACACAACACACAUCACUUUAAACUCACCCAUUCCAACCCCAUGUCCCUCAUUACUCGUGACUUCCUCGGCAAUCAUCAUUCCUCAACACAAUUGCCACUUCCUGACUUUAAGUCGGAACGCAAUCAUGUUGCAAGAUGUCGGUCAACAAACACGAAUCGGGCCACAGAUCUUCAAGACCUCAACCAACCUCCGUUAAACCUCUUGGACGAUACGAAUUUAGACCUAAAUCUUGUUUCUUUGUCGUCGUCGUCGUCAUCAUCGUCGCAGCCUUAUACUCUUGGUAAAGUUAAGUCUGCGCUUGAACGAGCCGAAAAAGAAUACGCUAAGAAACGUUCAAAUUCAAUGCCAAAAUCUUUUGUGGAAGAUGAGGAAACUUAUGCUGCUGCUUGCCCAAGUUGUUUGCUUUACGUGCUUAUAUCGAAUAGAAAUCCUAGAUGCCCGAGUUGCAACAUGAUAGUCCCGUAUCCUGCAACGAUGAAGAAACCUCGUAUUGAUCUUAACAUUAACAUAUGAGCUAGCUAGCUAGCUGAUCAUACUCAUUAGGACGUAUCGUUAGAUUUGAUUUAGGUUUAUCUAGGAGAUGUAUACAUAUUUUAGAAAGUAAUGUUAAAGAUACUUAUGAAUAAAAUAAAUACUCGUUGGCUCCUC